UUCGUUCAAUUCUCUACCCUUCUUAGCAUUCCUUCACUCACCAUAAAAAAAUGGCAGAAGGUGUUCUCUUCAACAUUGCUCAGGAAAUCAUUGGUAGUUUGGGCCCUUUGGCUAUCAAAGAGAUCAAACUGCUGUGGGGUGUCAAAGAUGAGCUUGAAAAGCUUAAGGACACGGUUUCUAUCAUCAACGAUGUGCUUCUAGAUGCGGAGGAGCAACAGGUUAAGAGAAAUGCAGUUAGAAAUUGGCUGAAAAAGCUAGAGGAUGCCAUGUAUGAAGCAGACAACUUGCUAGAUGAUUUCUCCACUGAAUCUCUGCGGAGAGAAAUUAUGACCCGUGAUAAGAUGGCAAAAGAGGUACGCAUUUUCUUUUCCAAAUCAAACCAGUUUUUAUAUGCUCUCAAAAUGGGUCAUAAGAUUAAGGCGAUAAGAGAGAGGUUAGAUUCCAUUAAUGCAACCGCAAAAGAUUUCAAAUUAAAGUUGGGCCAUGAAAAGAUACCAAUCCAGAAUAAGAAGAGGUAUGACAGUUAUUCUUUUGUACGUGUAGAAGAAGUUAUUGGUAGAGAGGAUGCUAAGAAAGAAGUUAUAGAACGUCUAAUGGAAUCCAAUGUUGAAGAGAAUGUUUUGAUCCUUCCAAUUGUUGGUAUCGGUGGAUUAGGAAAGACUGCACUAGCCCAACUCAUAUUCAAUGAUGAGGAAAUUAAAAAACAUUUUGAGCUAAAGAUGUGGGUUUGUGUCUCCGAUAACUUUGAUGUUCAAAUCAUUGUUGAAAAAAUAUUAGGAUAUGCAAAAAACAAGAAACUAGAACAAGUUGAAAUGGAUAGGUUGAUCAAUGCUCUUCGAAAUGAAAUUGAUAGAAAGAAAUACUUACUUGUACUGGAUGAUGUGUGGAAUGAGGAUCCUAAAGAGUGGUCUGAUUUGAAAGAAUUGUUGAUGGGUGGUGCAAGAGGCAGUAGAAUAUUAGUAACUACACGCAGUGAAAAGGUUGCGAAAAUUACUUGCACAAUUAAACCAUAUUCAUUAAGGGGUUUAGAUGAGCUCAAAUCAUGGUCUUUAUUUAAACAUAUGGCAUUUGAGAAGGGACAAGAGUCGGAAAAUCCAAGAAUUGUUGCAAUUGGGAAGGAGAUUGUAAAAAAGUGUGUAGGUGUCCCUCUUGCUAUAAGGACAAUGGGAAGCUUAUUGUACUUUAAAAAUUCAGAAAUAGAGUGGUUGUCUUUUAAGAACAAUGAACUCUCAAAAAUAUCUCAGAGAGAAAAUGACAUCAUACCAACUUUGAAGCUGAGUUAUGAUCAACUUCCUUCACAUUUGAAGCAUUGCUUUGCUUAUUGUAGUUUGUUUCCAAAGGAUUACGAGAUUGAUAAAUCAACACUGAUUCAGCUUUGGAUGGCACAAGGGUUUAUCAAGUUAUCGGAUCAAACCCAAUGCUUGGAAGACGUUGGCCAUGAGUAUUUUAUGAAUUUACUCUGGAGAUCAUUCUUUCAAGAAGUUAAAAUGGAUAGUUUUGGUGACAUAAUUGGAUGCAAAAUACACGACCUCAUGCAUGAUCUUGCCAUAUCAGUGGCAGGGCCGUUGAUCACCACCUUAGAUGAUAAGGAGAUAAACAUUGAUGAGAAAACUCGUCAAGUAGCAGUUGCUUACCAUAUAAGCAGUUCAUAUGAAGUUACAACUUUAUUGUGUAAAGCAAAUAGGAUGCGAACAUUUCUUUACCUUGGCCGGCGGCACUUUAAGGCUAAUAUUGAUUGUGAUGCAACCUUUUCAAGUUCCAAGUUCUUACGCGUGUUGGAUUUGCAAGAUGCAGAAACUUUGCAAAAUUUAAGCUUUAUUGGGAAGCUGAAGCAUUUAAGAUACCUUGAUUUUUCUGGAGACUUAAAAAUAAAGAAGCUGCCUGAUUCUAUAACAAGAUUGCACAAUUUGCAAACACUAAAACUCUCCUAUUGUUGGUCACUAAAAGAAUUGCCGAGAGACAUUAAAAAAUUAGUGAACCUCAGGCAUCUUGAGAUAAAUAGAUGUCCUAGGUUGAGUUAUAUGCCAGUUGGAUUGGGGCAACUGACUAACCUUCAGACGUUAUCCGCAUUUUAUGUCGACUCGGGUUCUCCCUCCAGACAUAGUGAUAGUGGUGGUUUACAAGAACUAGGCGGAUUAAAUAAGCUGAGAGGAGACUUAGAGAUUCAAAAUCUGGGACAUGGGAAAGGUGUUGCGUUAGAAUGUAAGGCUGCGAAUCUGAAGGCGAAACAACAUCUUCGUACUUUGUCUAUAGAAUGGACCAAUAGUCGAUAUGAUGCCAAUAAUUCGGAUGAAGCGUCAUUGGAAGGCUUGGAACCGCACCCAAAUCUGAAAAGGCUUUCCUUAGAAUACUAUGAGGGUUCAAGGCUUCCAAGUUGGCUCUUGUUACUCACAAACCUUGUUGAAUUUGAAUUAACGUAUUCUCCGAAAUGCCAGUAUCUGCCAACGUUGAGUCAACUGCCUUCUCUCAAGUAUCUUAGUCUUGAUUCGUUGGACGCUAUGGAGUACAUAUCAGAAGACGGUGAUAGCAAUGAGUUCUCUUCUUCUUCAACGGUGCAAACACCAUUUUUCCCGUCUCUCGAGUUUAUUUGGCUCUGGCAUUGCCCUAAUCUCAAGGGGUGGUGGAGGAGGAGUAGGAUGGAUUCUUCUGUGGAGCUCAAUAGUGAUAGUGAUAAUUCCGUUGAAAUAACGGAGCAUCAUUUACUCCCUUCCUUUCCUCGUCUCUCAGAAUUAUCGAUCAGGGAUUGCCCUAUGUUGACUUCCAUAGAGUGGAUCCACAACUGCAAAUCACUUCAAGUGCUUAAAAUUGAGGAUUGUCCCAUCUUAUUGCAAAGAUACAAUAGAGACACAGGUAAGGAUUGGGCCGAGAUCGCUCACAUUCCAAAGUUAUAUUUACAGCAACUGCCUCAAGAGUGAGAAAAUUCAAGCACCGAUUGAGCAUUUCGACUGAUUCGGAUGCAGAAGCAGCAGAAUCCGUUGAAGGCACAGAAGAAACAGGGGAUCUUCGAUUUAUUCAGAAGUAGUAGAACCUAUUGAAGUACAGAAGAAACAGGGACAAAAAUUCAGAUCUUAUAAAAAAAUAAAAUCUAGGGCAGUGGAUUCGUGAUUCUUCACAUAUAGGAGAAAUUAGUGAAAAUUGGCAUUGGUGAAACCCAGAGCAAAUAUUAAGCGGAAGAUCCAAGCUAGCAAUAACACUCCAAGAACUACCUUACUGCACGGGGCUACACCAAAUUCAAGGGCUUCCCAUAUUCGUGGUGGUUUAUUUUUGGCUAUGUUGGAGCUCCUAAUAGCACAGUCUGUUUUUCAUCUACAGAUAGAGAAGGAAAUGCAUAUGAAAGGAUAAUGGGGUACGGGAAUUAUGGCGGAUUUGUGUAACAUGCUUGGACAAAACAUCUCGCUUCCUCAAUCUUUACAAAGACAGAGUAUUGCUGACUAUCCCACUUAAUUGGAGAGAUGCUAGAGGCAAAUAGAGAAAAAAUUGGCACUUAGUGAUAUUGGAUAAAAUAUUGUAGGGAGCGUCAAAUCUGGCAACUACAUUGUGGUUUAUUUUUGGCUUUUUAGAAGCUCCUACAGCCCAAUCCGUUAUGCAUCUUCAGAUACAGGUGGGAGUGGGCAAGACGUUAUUCAGUAAGACUACUAGAAUCACAGCACUAGAGUUGGUUUGAAAAGGACUCAACACUCUAUUGUUUAUGCAGCUCAAUACAUAUCAUUAAUUGGUUUGAAAAGGAUACAACACUCGAUCUGUUGUUUAUACAGUUACGUACGUGACAUCUUUUCUUAACUCUUUAUGGGAAUCAAAUGCUUAAACAUACAAUAGAGUAUGUCUUUCGUCAAAGAAAGCUACAUGUUUCUACAAUUAUGCAGCAACUAGCAAACAAUUGUAGACGAAACCUUGCUAGGAGGGUGAAGGAAACGAAGCGUAGUUAAAAAAUGAGCACGGCAAGUCAUCAAGUGUGUCACAGUUGGUGAUGGAGCUUUUGGAAAGACUUGCAUGAUCAUAUCUUAUACCAGCAAUACCUUUCCCACGGAUUAUGUACCCACUACGCUCAACAACUUUAGUGUCAAUGUCGUGGUUGAUGGUAUAGCACAGUUAACCUUGGACUAUGUGGCACUGCUGGACAGGAGGAUUAUAACUUGCUGAGGCCUUUGAGUUACAGAGGUGCAGAUGUUUUCUUGUUGGCCUUCUCUCUCAUUAGCAAAGCCAGUUAUGGAAAUAUCUCCAAGAAGCUUCCAGUGAAUUCCUGAGCUGAGGCAUUACACCCCAACUGUGCCAAUAGGGCUUGUAGGAACCAAACUUGAUGUAAGGGAAGAAAAACAGUAUUUGAUUGAUCAUCCUGGCGCUACAUCAAUGAUCUUGCAGUUGACUGCUGUAUGGAAAUCAGGGUUGUCGACCAAAAGAGGGAGUGGGAAGAUUCACAUACUAAUGAUAUGAAGGGUGAUUGAGAUACAAAAUGAUAUUUAGUCAAGAUUUUCUUCUACGGGGACUCGAUGUUCAUAAUUCUUGCUUGUUUUGCACCUUUGCUAUAUCCAUUUAUUGGCGUGUAUUAAUCAUGAGGUAAUUUAUU
Molecule: messenger RNA, 4564 nt
Organism: Alnus glutinosa
Lineage: Eukaryota; Viridiplantae; Streptophyta; Magnoliopsida; Fagales; Betulaceae
Product: putative disease resistance protein RGA4
Exons: 16
Coding region: 51-2915 (954 amino acids)
Biological process (GO): defense response to other organism
Molecular function (GO): ADP binding
Source: RefSeq, a predicted model, not a curated record